Messenger RNA from Mandrillus leucophaeus (drill), 2980 nucleotides. It is a transcript of the gene HSDL2, whose product is annotated as hydroxysteroid dehydrogenase like 2. Gene Ontology annotation, cellular component: mitochondrion. Gene Ontology annotation, molecular function: oxidoreductase activity. NCBI's taxonomy places the organism in Eukaryota, Metazoa, Chordata, Mammalia, Primates, Cercopithecidae. The record is from RefSeq and is a predicted model, not a curated record. The transcript has 9 exons. Bases 92 to 1129 code for a protein of 345 amino acids.
GGGCGGGGAUAAAUGCGGAGGGACUGUCCGGCUUUCGCUCUCAGCUCGCAGCCGCCGCAGUCGCCGCCACCUCCUCUGAUCUACUAAAGUCAUGUUACCCAACACCGGGAGGCUGGCAGGAUGUACAGUCUUUAUCACAGGUGCAAGCCGUGGCAUUGGCAAAGCUAUUGCAUUGAAAGCAGCAAAGGAUGGAGCAAAUAUUGUUAUUGCCGCAAAGACCGCCCAGCCACAUCCAAAACUUCUAGGCACAAUCUAUACUGCUGCUGAAGAAAUUGAAGCAGUUGGAGGGAAGGCCUUGCCGUGUAUCGUUGAUGUGAGAGAUGAACAGCAGAUCAGUGAUGCAGUGCAGAAAGCCGUCAAGAAAUUUGGAGCUUAUACCAUUGCUAAGUAUGGUAUGUCUAUGUAUGUGCUUGGAAUGGCAGAAGAAUUUAAAGGUGAAAUUGCAGUCAAUGCAUUAUGGCCUAAAACAGCCAUACACACUGCCGCUACGGAGAUGCUGGGAGGACCUGGUAUCGAAAGCCAGUGUAGAAAAGUGGAUAUCAUUGCAGAUGCAGCAUAUUCCAUUUUCCAAAAGCCCAAAAGUUUUACUGGCAACUUUGUCAUUGAUGAAAAUAUCUUAAAAGCAGAAGGAAUACAAAAUUUUGACAUCUAUGCAAUUAAACCAGGUCAUCCUUUGCAACCAGAUUUCUUCUUAGAUGAAUACCCAGAAGCAUUUAGUAAGAAAAUGGAAUCAACUGGUGCUGUUCCAGAAUUCAAAGAAGAGAAACCGCAGCCGCAACCAAAACCACGUUCUGGAGCUGUGGAAAAAACAUUUAGAAUUGUUAAGGAUUCUCUCAGUGAUGAUAUUGUUAAAGCCACUCAAGCAAUCUAUCUGUUUGAACUCUCCGGUGAAGAUGGUGGCACGUGGUUUCUUGAUCUGAAAAGCAAGGGUGGGAAUGUCGGAUAUGGAGAGCCUUCUGAUCAGGCAGAUGUGGUGAUGAGUAUGUCUACUGAUGACUUUGUAAAAAUGUUUUCAGGGAAACUAAAACCAACAAUGGCAUUCAUGUCAGGAAAAUUGAAGAUUAAAGGUAACAUGGCCCUAGCAAUCAAAUUGGAGAAGCUAAUGAAUCAGAUGAAUGCCAGACUGUGAAGGAAAAGAUUAAAAAAAAAAAAAAAUAUCGACUGCUAUGCUCAAAAAGUAAAAAAAGCUCAACAGUUAAAAUCUAAUGUUUGUUUUCUUCCCUGUUGUGUUAUAAGGAUAUGCACGUUUGUUCUGGAAAAAAUAGAAUUUGUCUCUAAAAGACCUGAAAUUGUAAUUAAAACAGCAAGCUAAUCAAACAUAAGCUUCAUUAAGUGGGAUUCUAAGACAUUAUGUGUUUUUAUAUUUCAAGGGUUUAACCCUUUGAGCCUUACAUCUCACUCACUGUCUUUCUCCAAGAAAAGUAUUUUGGGCAGCCAGUCAGAUCAAGCAGUAAAAUUAGCUCUUUGUCAUGUAAAAUGAAGCUAGUCUGUUUUAAAAUUUUUAGUUUUGGAUUGUAUACUAAUGAAAAUUUUAAUGAUGUAUUUGAUUUUUAUAUACUUAUUUUAAAGAAAAUCGUAUAUAGUGCAUUUAACAAAAAUCACAAAAAACAAAUUAACUACUACUGGUGAGGACUAAAUGAAACAAUUCAUUUUUCAUUUUGAUAACUAGCUUUCCAGGUAGACUUAGCCAUAGGAAAAUAUUACUAAUGUAAUUUAACAAAUUGCAGUAUGUAUUCCAUGUAAAAAUAUGUUUAAAUUGUCCUAAAACAAAAUAAUUUUCUCCCUAGGAGUAUGCAUUUGGCUACCAUGUUUUGAAACAGGAACCUUAGGAUAGGGCAUUGGUAUGGGCUGAAUUGUGUAACCCCCAAUUCCUUCGUUGAAGUCCUACCUCCCAUUUCUAUUUGGAGAUGAGGUCUUUAAAGAGGUGACUGAGUUCAAAGGAGGCUGUUAGUCUAAUCCAACACGGUGUCCUUUGGACAUAAGAGAUACCAGCGAUGCGUGCACAGAACAAGGACCAGGAGAGGACACAAUGAGAAGGCAGCUAUCUGCAAGCAAAGAGAGAGGCCUCAGAAGAAACAAAAUCACCAGCACCUUGAUCUUUGACUUCUAAUCUCCAGAAUAGUGAGAAAUAAAUUUCUGUUGUUAAGCCGUCCACUGUGGGAGGCCAAGGCAGGAGGAUUGCUUGAGGCCAGGAGUUCAAGGCCAGCCUGGGCAACAUAGUAAGACCCUAUCUCUACCCACCAAAUAAGUUAAUUUAAAAAGCCACUCAAUCUGUGGGUUUUUUUUUAUGGCAGCCCUCGCAAGCUGAUACAGUGGUUUGAGAGGCUGGGAGGGUUGAGGGGAAGAUAAACUUUAAAAAAGCUCUUAUCUUUCAUUUCAAUCAGUUAAAAAUACUUGCUCAGCGUAACAAUUUUGCUUCUCAUCUUCCACUCUAAUAUUAUUGUGCCAUUAAGCAAUUCAGCUAAUCCUGACAUUUCUUAGAAUCAUAAUGUCAGGAGCAUUUAAUCUGUAUUUUACAAGUUAGGAAGCAGAGGAUCAGAGAUGGGAAAGGAGUAGCCCAAGGCCAAAAUUAACAAGCCCUAUCUAACAAAAACUUUCCAAUACAUUUAUGUUGAAUGGAACUCCAAGAUCUCACCUCUCCAUCCAGGAAUGGAGUACGUGUAAUCAAAGUGAACUUAAAAAUAGGACAGUUUCAACAAGUCCAGAGAUUCACUGCAACUGAUCAAAGGGAGUCCAGUCAACAUGAGCCAGCGUGAUGAUGACGAGGAAGCCCCCUCUGCUUUAAUCCACACAAGGAACGUAACCUGAAGUAACCUGAUGUGAACCAAUCUGCUACUUCUACUAUGCUGUUUCCUUGUUCCUGCUAGUGCUGCCUUACAAAUGCAGACCGUUCUGUCACACCUGGUGGAGCUUCUGUUUAUUUUGUAGGCUGGAUGCUACCCGGUUCAUGAAUCGCUAAUAAAAGCCAAUUAGAUCUUUA